This is a messenger RNA of Chrysemys picta bellii (western painted turtle), 4375 nucleotides long. RefSeq names its product cAMP responsive element binding protein 1 (gene CREB1). Gene Ontology annotation, biological process: regulation of transcription by RNA polymerase II. Gene Ontology annotation, molecular function: cAMP response element binding; protein binding; DNA-binding transcription factor activity, RNA polymerase II-specific. Gene Ontology annotation, cellular component: ATF4-CREB1 transcription factor complex; nucleus. Lineage: Eukaryota; Metazoa; Chordata; Testudines; Emydidae. The record is from RefSeq and is a predicted model, not a curated record.
GUGGCUUCGGCCUUCUCCGUGAGAGCUCGGCGUUUUCCGCGCGGGGCCGCGGCGCUCUCGGCGCUUGCUCCCUGGCUGGCUCUCCUCAGUCGGCCGCUGCCUGCCUGUCGCCGGGCUGGGAGAGCCUUGUGUGUGAGUGACGCGGCGGAGGUGUAGUUUGACGCGGUGUGUUACGUGGGGGAGAGAAUAAAACUGCGGCGAGAGCCUAGGCGCGAACGAAAGCAGUGACGGAGCAGCCCGUAACCGGUAACUAAAUGACCAUGGAAUCUGGUGCAGAGAACCAGCAGAGUGGAGAUGCAGCCGUUACAGAGGCAGAAACCCAACAGAUGACUGUACAGGCACAACCGCAGAUUGCAACGUUAGCCCAGGUAUCUAUGCCCACAGCUCAUGCAACAUCUUCUGCCCCAACGGUGACCUUAGUACAGUUGCCUAAUGGGCAGACAGUUCAAGUCCAUGGAGUUAUUCAGACAGCCCAGCCAUCAGUUAUUCAGUCUCCACAGGUCCAGACGGUUCAGAUCUCCACUAUUGCAGAAAGUGAAGAUUCACAGGAGUCAGUGGACAGUGUCACAGACUCUCAGAAACGCAGAGAGAUCCUUUCCAGACGACCCUCCUACAGAAAAAUUUUGAAUGACUUGUCCUCAGACGCCCCAGGAGUGCCAAGGAUUGAAGAAGAAAAGUCCGAAGAGGAGACAUCAGCACCUGCCAUCACCACUGUGACAGUGCCAACUCCAAUUUACCAAACCAGCAGUGGGCAGUACAUUGCUAUCACCCAAGGAGGAGCAAUACAGCUGGCUAACAAUGGCACAGAUGGAGUACAGGGCCUCCAGACGUUGACCAUGACGAACGCAGCUGCAACCCAGCCCGGCACCACCAUUUUACAAUAUGCGCAGACCACUGAUGGACAACAGAUUCUUGUACCGAGUAACCAAGUUGUUGUACAAGCUGCCUCAGGAGAUGUGCAGACCUACCAGAUUCGCACAGCACCCACCAGCACCAUUGCACCUGGCGUGGUCAUGGCCUCCUCCCCAGCACUUCCUACCCAGCCAGCGGAGGAAGCUGCACGAAAGAGAGAAGUGCGUCUAAUGAAGAACAGGGAGGCAGCACGUGAGUGUCGCAGGAAGAAGAAGGAAUAUGUGAAAUGUCUAGAAAACCGAGUGGCUGUGCUUGAAAACCAAAACAAGACACUGAUUGAGGAGCUGAAAGCACUUAAGGACCUUUACUGCCACAAAUCAGAUUAAUUUUGGAUCCCAUUUUCACUUGUCAAGGUGGGAUAGAGACUGGUUUUGCCCACAACCAGAAAGACAAAGUAAACUUUUUAUUUUCUAAACAUUUCUUUUUUUUCUAUGCGCGAAACUGCCUGAAAGCAACUUCAGAAUUUAAUUCGUCUGUGCUUUGCAUUAAACUGUGAAUGUUCAAACACUUGCCUCCACUUCUCCUCCCAAGAGAUUAUUUUCAUCACAACUAUCCUGAGCGUGAAGAAGAAGAAGAAGAAGAAGAAGAAAAGACUUCUUUCUCAUGCCCCCCAUCGUUUUCAAGGAGUAAUAAUGUUCAUUUGUGAAGACUUGGGGGAGAGGGGGUUCUUUUGUAUGAUUUCAAGAGUUUGUGCUGACCUCUUUUGAUUGCCUUAGGGACAGAAUCACCCCCAUCCUCUUGGCCUGAAGUACUUUGUGGACCACAUAUAUAUAAAAGUAGGUAUGGUGCGAUGAAGAAGCAAUGGUUGCCAAAUUGAUACAUAUGCAUUAUAAACAAUUCAAAUAUAUGGCUGAGUGACAUGCCAAACGAAGGGAGCUCCAUAUACAGAUUCUUAGUAUGGAGAGAAAAUUAUUAAACUAGCCCAGGAGGCUUUUUGGUGUGUCAUCUGUAAUCUCUCCGCCUUCUAGAUUGAUAAAAGCUUCUCCAUACCUCAGAAACCAUUUCCUUGAAAUUAGCUCCAUUAUUUGUCAGUUGUUGCUUCUUGCAGUAGGUGUGUGUGUGUCUGUGUGUUCAAUAUUUUGAAUACACUAAAAGAAAUCACCAACUGAGUGAAACAUCUGGAUAUUGGAUGGGAAAUGAACUCAAAGUACACAAAGGUACAAUAGUGAACAGCUUUUGUUUAGAAGACUGUUACAUAGUAAACAAGAGUAAUGCUUAAAGCCCUACCUGUUUUUAUUCAAGACAACUAUAUCACCAACUCCAUGUAUAAAUUCAUUGAUGAACAUGGAAUUCCUCUGAGUGUCUCAGCUCUACUCAAAUAAGUAGGUUAUCUGCAUUACUUUUAUGUUGAACACUGGUUUGCUAAAUUCUUUUUCAAACCCUGAGGCCUCCCUCUCUACUUAAAAUUCAUCUUUGUAAGACAACUUCAAAUAUGAGAACUACAAAUGUGACUAAAUAUUCCCUACUGAAUCCCACUUUUAGGGUGAGAACUGUGUUUGGGGAAAAUAUUGACUAUGAACCUGCCCAUCCUAACCAUAAAUGUACAUAAUUUAUUCAGUGGAUGGUUUUAAUGUAAAGGGCCAGAUCCAGCAAAUACUUUACUUAUUGAGUAAAGUUACUCACAUGUGUCAAACAUUUGCAGGAUCGGGCCCUUGAGUAUGCACUGAGGGGAUAGCUAUUUUUCCCAGAAAUACAUGGCAAGAAACAGUAGAUGUAUCAUGUUAAAAACAGUGAACUCUGUACUCAACAUUAGGAUUUCCAUUGUGUGUCAAAAAGAAUCAUGCUUAGUUUGUGUAUUGGCCCUUUAAAGCCAGACUGUGAUGUUUUAACUUGGUCAUUUGAUGAAAUAAGUUUGCUCUGGAUCUCAGGUCCUGGUUAUUAUUUCAAGCUUUGUGUAUAUAGACAUACACACAAGACUAUGGUCUGUACUAAUGCCUAGACUAUCUAAGUAUUAGCUAAUAGUUUCUCCUGUUCACUCAAUCUGUUUAAGGUAAAUUUUCAAAUUUAAGAUCAUUUUAAAUGGUGAGACAGCCAAGAUGGCAUUAUAAUAAAAGAGACUGAGAGGACUGUAACCAAUUGACUCAAACAGUUGUUAGCAGUAUUAAAAGUUCUGGCUUUCUUAUUUGAGAGGGCAUUCGGUUUCCAAGAGGUUUAAGAAAGAGCAAGGUUAAACUUGUAGCAUUAUUGUUUAAUCUUGGGUCAGAGAUAACUUCAGGUCAAGUUUUGUUGGUAUGUCAAAUUAAACAAAACUGGAACAUGAGUAUCAGGAUUAUGAAAGGAUAAGUUUUCAAAUCUAAGAUUGUCAAGUAGUUUUUAUACAUGGCCUAUUUUUAUCUGCAGUAGAGGAUUGAUUCUCCUUUUUUAUUUUAUUUUUUUAAAAUUUAGAGGUCACUUUAUGAGUUUAGUGAUGCAAACUUAAGGAAAGCCCCCAAAUUCUCAAAUGUGCUUUUAUUAAAAUUGGCAGAUUCUUAAAGAUGGAGAAUACAUAUAUUGGAGUGAAUUUGUGCCCCCACUCUAGACAAAGAGCUUACUAUAAAUGCAUGGUAUCGUCUCAGAAUUAGUGCUAGAAGCAGAAUCCCUGAUGAUAUUGCAGGAGUGGACUACUGAUUGCCUGAUUUAAACAAUUAUAUGUAAUAACUCCAGCUCUGAGAAUUAAAAAAGCUUUUUAAUACUCUACAUGAAGCAGGGUUUUUCUCACUACAGAACCAACUUUACAAAAACUUGGGUUUUGUGGUGAACCUGCAUGAAAUUAGUUGAUGAUCUCAGAUCUGUUCCUUUUAGAUAAUUGGCACUAAUUAGCACCUUUGUUAAUAGUCUCUCAGCAGAGAGAGACCAAGAACUGAAUAGGCUGUGGAGACUGAACUGUUAGCCCCAGAAGUGCUCCUUCCAGGACAAAGUGGAAACAUAUUGACUGGGCAGUGUGGGAAAGCUCACAUUGCUAAUGUCCAUGCUGUACAUGUCCGGUGGCUAGAAUCUUCAGGGUUAACAAUCCAGACCCUCAUCAGCAUUAAGGUUGCACACACAAAAAAGUUAAGCCUUCUAUACUACCCAAAGAUCUACAAGAAUCUUUAUUUUUGUGCAUGCAGCAUUGAGGAUUUGGGGACUUGAAUUUCUUUAAUGGAAAUGAAACAAGUCAAGAAUAAAAAUUAUCAUAUUAGACCAAGUACAGGGCUGGCUGAGUUUACCAGUAUAUGCUUUACUAUUCACAUUGGCCAAAAAGGGAAAGAAAAAGACAAUACAGGAAUCCAGUAACAAAUAGCAAGCUGUUGGGGGUAGUCAGCUUUUAUAAAUUAGGGCCAUUUUGCUGUAGAACAGAAAUUCUACUGAAACUAAAUGGGAGGCUUGUUUUAUAUCUCACGGUUGUGAGUUUUCAAGCGUCGAUAGCCUGGUUUAACUGAAGAGAGGGUUAGAAAGGGCUAGAUCCAUUAUGUUCAUAAUAAACAAGAAUUGAUUUCAAAUAUAA